AUGGCGGUCUUCCGUGCACAAGAUCCGGCGUGGACUGGCGACCUGGAUGCUUGGGCCUUGACGGACUGCGAUAGGGCCACCCUCCAUUAUGACGGCAUUUGUUCGCGUUGCUAUCGAAAGGAUGAGAAACGUGGCCCCGACGAGCCUUACUUCUUCUCUGCGGAAAACCAGCUCGACUUUGGCCCCGUACCGACCCGAUUGCCCGAGCUCACACCUACCGAAGAGGCAUUGAUUGCUCGUGUCCAUGUCCACGUGAACAUUAUGCUUGUGCGGGGGCAGCAGUACAAGUAUCGAGGGCACGUCGUUCACUUUCUCCGCGAGGUUGGCUUGGUGUACAACCAGCUCCCUCUCCUGCCGCGGGAGUUGAACACGGUGUUGCUGCGUCCUGCCAACACGUCGUCACACGCUAAUCUCAGCCGGCAAUUCACCCGCCAGUUCCGCGUGCGUCGCCAGGCGGUUAUGAUAUGGCUAGACUACCUGCGCCAUCAUCAUCCUGGCUAUCGAUCCAUCGCGAUCGACGACGAGCGACUGAGCCAACUGCCCGAGGACGGCAAUGUGGUGGACGCCAUCCCCCAAAGUCAGGUGGAGGCUGCCGAUGUGGGACCGGAGGAAGAUCAGGAGGCAGAGCCUGACCUAGAGGAUGCGGCUGCGGUGCCUGACCUGUUGGCCAAGGACACGGAGCUGGAUGCUCUGCGGUCUAUUCUCGCGGACGGCAGAGCCGACUUUGUGGAGCCUCGCUUGCGGUCCAUUGAGUACAAGGAUUACAUCGAGCACGCGAUGCGGUGGCACGACGGCCGUUUUGCGCGCCAUCCAACCUUCCGCUUUGUCGCAUUCAACACCCUGAUGCGGUCCCAAGCACGUGCGAGGUCCAAAUUCUUCGUGAAGCAACACGAUGGCACCCGUGAGCCGCUCACGCGAGAGCAGCUUAUUCAGGCGCUCGAACACGCUGAGGAUCCACGGGCGCAGGCGCUGAUCAACUCGAUCACAAGAAAGAGGCAGGACCUCGAGGCGUAUGCCUACAGCUUGGGUUGUCCUGGCGCAUUCAUCACAUUUAGCCCGGCUGAUUUACACUGGCGGAGCCUCUACCAACACAUGCCCCGAUAUGAAGAAUGGCUGGGCGCGUCCGAGCCGGAAAGGAUGGCAUUGUCGCGAACGAAGUUUAACGUGACGGAUUACUGGGGCCGGACAAUGCCCCAGGGUGAAGGGAAUCCCCUGAGUGUGGAUCCGCUGGGCGUAGAGAUGACAUUCCUGCGGCUCUCGCAAAUCGUCAACCGCUGCCAGCGCCACAGAUGCAAUACCGCGUACUGCUUGCGGGUCCGAAAGAGAAGUGGGGACCUGGCGAACGAUAUGCAAGGGCUGCAGCCGAUAUCGAGGCGGCCAAUGUCGCCGAUCCGGAGAGGAGUGUCGUUUCAACUUCCCCCCCGCAACGACAGCCUCAUGAACCACUUCAAUCCUGCCAUCAUUCUGGGCUGGCUGGCCAAUAUCGACAUAUCGCCCUGCACCAGCUUACAGGCAGUCAUUACGUAUGCUGCCAAGUAUUGCAGCAAAUCGGAGAAGAAGACGGAGCCUUACUGCAAGCUCGCAGAUCAGGAAGGCACUCGGAUGGUUGUGUACGUCGACUGCCGUCCGUUGGAGCAGCAUGUGCGGUCGUUCCGCGUCGACGAGGAUUCCUACAAUCUCAAGACGUGGGAGACUCGGUCAGCGGAGGCAUCACCCCAGUUUCAUGACUUCUGCCGUGUCAAGUUGAUGAUGGCCCAUCCGCAUCGCUCUCCGGAGGAGCUGCUUGCUGUGGACGGGCAGCCGUUUGAGUCCUUUGCGGCGGCGUACCAGUGCUGCCGGCAGCGACACCAUUUCCAUGAGGACGACCAUUACGGCGAGGUGGGAGCAAAUGAGCUGCAGGCAGAGGACGAUGAGUUUCAGCGGGAGGAGCACGAAGAGCCUGUCGUGGAGGAAGAUUGGCAUGAACUCGCCCGUAUGCUGCCAGACCAUCCGCUGGAGGAGGAGGAUAUCGACGUGCUGGGCCGGCGAGAUGUCGACGUGAAUUAUGACUGGACUCCCACGUUGGACGGUAUACCGAUGACGGCAUUCUCCAGGGCGACUUCUGGAAGCAACGCAAAGCCGAAAAUCCCCUUCACCUUGAUGUGGAUCAUCAGCCGCUGGAGUUGUUACUCCAUGUGGACGGCGGCGGUGGCACGGGCAAAUCAUACCUCAUCAAUCUGCUUUCGGCGCACCUCCAAGCCGCCUCGGGCGGAAGAGUGCGGAAAUCAGAUAUCGGGCACUACCUUGCACUCCCUGCUGCACCUCCCCAUCAACAAGGACUUCAAGCCCCUGUCAGCGAUCGACAAAGCUCAGCUCCAGAAGAAGCUAAAGGAUGUCAAGUACCUGAUCGUCGAUGAGAAGAGCAUGCUGGGUCUGCGACAGCUGUCAUGGAUUGAUGACCGUCUCCGUGAGGCGUUCCCGAAUAGAAAUGAGGAGUUCUUUGGUGGUCUUAAUAUCCUCCUGGUUGGCGACUUCUUUCAGCUUCCCCCUGUACUGCAGAAGCCUCUUUAUUACGACAAGGAGGUGCAGGGGGUAGAGAUCAAGGGCAGGAACGCAUAUCGGCGCUUCGACAAGACGGUUUUCUUGAAGGUUGCCCAGCGUCAGCGCGGCGACGAUCAGGCAGCGUUUCGCUCAGCUCUUGAGGAAUUGCGGCUGCUCCAACUCUCUAUGGAGUCCUGGAAGCUCCUCUCCAGCCGUGUUCAGGCGAAGCUGGACGAUCAGGAGGUUGCCAAGUUCGUCAAUUCCCUACGAGUAUACGCCACGAAAGACAGGCCGGUUGGCCUCUGCAACGGUGCACGUGACCCUCCCUGCGUGAUCAUGAUGGAGUUUGACAAGUACCGGGACUUCCUCGUCGGAGCCACACUCUGCACUCGUACGCAGUUUCCCCUGAUCGUGUGCUACGCCAUUACAGUUCACAAGUCGCAGAGCAUCACCGAAGACAUGAUCGUGACGGAUCUGUCGUGCCGUGACUUUCAGACCGGUUUGAGCUACGUGGCCGUCUCGCGUGUGAAAACGCUGCAGGGUCUGAUGCUGGAUGCCCCGUUUGACCGCAAUCACCUGACUUAUGCGUCGCCGCCGGAAGGAAUUAAGAUGAAAAUGAAGGAUCAACAACUUCGCAAACGACAGGUUCUUACCCAGAAUCCAUCGACAUUUUCCAAGGCACAGAUCCAGACUCGCAGCCUUCGGCUGAUUGUCAACAAUCUCGGCUUUAAGCUUCAGCAUCCGACAUCUGAUAAAUUAGUUUGUUCGUACCCGGACUUCAGGCUGAUGCAAUCCGCCGAGGGCGCUGAGGAGCGGAAGCAGCGCAAGAAACUGCAAAACCGUCUUAACCAACGAGCACGGAGAUCGCGGAUAAGAGAACAAGAAACCCAAGCCAAAACAGACGACCCGCGCCCAUAUCAAGUAGACCGAUGGCGCUACACCUAUCAACACGCCGCCGAUACCGAUGGCGAGCCUGUCCCAACGAAAGCAGGGGAGCGGGACAACAAGGCCUGGCUCGACAUCCUAGUGGCAGCUUGCCAGUUUAAGCCUUCCCCUACGCAGGAUCAUCUGUUACAUCUGAUUCACGUCAACGUACUGCGCGGCCUCUUUGAUAACAAAGUUGUACUCCUGGGCCUUACUUCCUAUCUCGCGAAAUGUGACGGAACUGAGGGGCUGCAGGUCAUUCCUGCUGAACAAGCUUUCCCUGGUCGUGCAGUCAUCAUGUCAACUGCGAGUGACCUUCCCAAGUCUCUUCGCCCGACGCGGUUACAGAAUACCGUUAUGCACGCGACAUGUAUCGAUCUACUACCCUUUCCAAGUAUUCGCGAUAAUCUGAUCGAACAGGAGGGUCGCUUUAGCUGGGCAGAAUUCGCUAACGACCUGUGCAAACAGAAGCCAAGCAUUGCAGAAGAACCAGCGCCUUAUUACGGGGACGAGGAUGACCUCACUGCGAAUCGGAAUGGCAUCAUUGUGUGGGUGCCCCCAUCGACCUGA
Hirsutella rhossiliensis is the source of this 4014-nucleotide messenger RNA. Its product is annotated as PIF1-like helicase domain-containing protein. NCBI's taxonomy places the organism in Eukaryota, Fungi, Ascomycota, Sordariomycetes, Hypocreales, Ophiocordycipitaceae. The transcript has 20 exons. Gene Ontology annotation, molecular function: DNA helicase activity. Bases 1 to 4014 code for a protein of 1337 amino acids. Gene Ontology annotation, biological process: telomere maintenance; DNA repair. The record is from RefSeq and is a predicted model, not a curated record.